GCUGGAUGCAAGAGAGCUCUCUUGGUUCGGCUCCGUAUCGCUCCACGCGGAAGUGCUAAGAACAGCUUUCUAAUGGCAAACGAAGCUUGCCCCUGCCCAUGUGAUAUUGGAGAUAAGAUUGAAUAUGGAGCAAAAGGCCAGGAGGUCCAAAUUGAGCACAUAAAAGCUUAUGUUUCUAAACCUCAUUCUAGCACAGAUAAAGCAGUGAUUGUAGUUCAGGAUAUAUUUGGAUGGCAACUUCCUAACACUCGCUUUAUGGCUGAUCUACUCACAGCUCAUGGAUACAUAACAAUUUGUCCAGAUUUUUUUGUGGGCCAGGAGCCUUGGAAGCCAUCAAAUGACCGGUCUACAUUCACUGAGUGGCUGCAGACUCGACAAGCAACAAAAGUGGAGAAGGAGAUUAAUGUUGUACUCAAGUAUCUGAAGGAGCAGUGUCAUGUGAAGAAGAUUGGUGUCAUUGGCUUUUGCUGGGGUGGAGUUGUGACUCAUCAUUUGAUGCUUAAGUACCCAGAACUAAAAGCAGGGGUGUCCUUCUACGGAAUAAUCCGAGAUGUUGAAGAUCGAUACAAUUUGCUAAAUCCAACAUUAUUCAUUUUUGCUGAAAUGGACCAUGUCAUUCCGCUAGAGCAGGUAUCUCUACUUGAAGAAAAACUUAAAGUGCAUUCCAAGGUAGAUUUUCAAGUCAAAGUGUUUCCAAAACAAACCCAUGGAUUUGUGCACAGAAAGAAUGAAGACAUUAACCCAGAAGACAAACCUUUUAUUGAAGAAGCAAGAAAGAACAUGUUAGAAUGGCUGCACAAAUAUAUUAACUGAUUCUAUGUCAUUUUUAAUAUUUUCAGUUUGUUUUUCAGAGUUGCAGUGUACUGAAAACCAUUGGUUACAGGGCACAUGGUAACAUAGCAUUAAAUGAUAUUACUAA
Molecule: messenger RNA, 919 nt
Organism: Xenopus tropicalis (tropical clawed frog)
Lineage: Eukaryota; Metazoa; Chordata; Amphibia; Anura; Pipidae
Gene: cmbl
Product: carboxymethylenebutenolidase homolog
Exons: 6
Coding region: 73-813 (246 amino acids)
Cellular component (GO): cytosol
Molecular function (GO): hydrolase activity
Source: RefSeq, marked provisional